AGUCACUCCACGAGCAUACACAGCAGUAGGCCUCCGAUCCCUUAUCGCUGCCACCGAGAUAACCAUUCAAAUCAUCGAAAACUUAUACCUGUUAUCUUCACGAUAACGCCGUGAUGGCAUUCGCUAGUGUUUAGUUAGUGUCAGCACCGUCAUGUUCAAGAAGCACCGCCCGAAGUUGACACCUCCGCACCUCAAUGGGGAUGCUGUCCAAGAAAGUAAUAACUUUGCGCCUAAUAGCAGGGCGCCAGUGUCUCCUGUAUCGCCGAUUUCCAAGAACACUUUGCAGUUCUACUGCCAGUUGGCCCAUGGAAGUCCUACAGCGUUUGUUUCCGGGUUUGCCAAUGUCAAGGAGUUGUACGAGAAGAUUGGCGAGUGUUUCGACAUUCCAUCAUCAGAGAUAUUAUUUUGUACAUUAAACACAUACAAACCAGACAUGAAAAAGUUACUGGGAGGCCAAAUAGGAUUAGAAGAUUUUAUAUUCGCACACAGAAAGGGUAGGCCAAAGGAAGUAGAAUUAGAAAAAUCAGAAGAAGCGUUAGGCCUCACAAUCACAGACAAUGGUGCUGGAUAUGCCUUCAUUAAACGUAUAAAAGAAGGUUCAGUCAUCUCUAACAUACCUCAUAUUCAGGUUGGAGACCACAUAGAAAAAUUAAAUGGCGAAAAUAUGGUGGGGAAGCGUCAUUUUGAAGUAGCCAAAGCGCUCAAAGACAUACCAAAAGGAACAACCUUUACGAUUCGCUUGGUGGAGCCGAUGAAAAGCGGGUUCACGAGUAUAGCUCCCAAAAAUGCGAAGACUGGAAAGAUGGCAUAUGGAAGUGGCAAGGAAACACUGAGGUUCAAGGCAGGCGGAACAGCUGAAAUUGCCGAUCAGGAUGAUGCCCUGGAUGUCGGCAUAGAGAAAAUCAACAAUAUUUUAGAGUCCUUCAUGGGAAUCAAUGACUCAGAAUUGGCUACGCAAAUUUGGGAUAUGUCAGUGGGGAAACGAAAUUCCAUGGAUUUUGCAGAAGCCAUUGAUGAUUCUGAUCUUGCGGCGUUCGAAUUCACCGAUGAAUUGAUUAUAGAAAUUUGGGGAGCCAUUACAGACGCUCGAGAUGGAAGGCUGAAGUGAAAAAGAGGGGGAAGGAUGACUUUUGUUGCAAUAUUUUCACGAGAUAACUAUUUUGUAGAUUCUAUUUAUUAUUUAAUUGUGAAGUGCCUUAAUUUGUAUAAGAAAUGUAUAAUAAAACAACCAUUGUUGUAAAAACUGAUAUCUGUGAUCACACACACACGUCAUAAUUUGAAGGU
Messenger RNA from Phaedon cochleariae (mustard beetle), 1284 nucleotides. The record is from the annotation of a GenBank genome assembly. Lineage: Eukaryota; Metazoa; Arthropoda; Insecta; Coleoptera; Chrysomelidae.